GGUCUGCCAGAAUCAAUUGCCCGAGCCAAAUGCCUAGGGGUGAGGAGAGAGGAAGAGCAAAUCAAAAAACUCUUCCGUGAAAACUGCUCCAUUAGAAGACCCUCUCCCCCAGCAGGACUUGUCUGACUGUUUUGUCUUCGGAUCUGUCUCAAAACAUCACAAGGGAGGGGCACCAUCACUGGCUUGCUCUUGUAACUUCCACAGAGCCAUAUUUGCGCUCUCUCUCUCUCUCUCUCUCUCUCUCUCUCUCUCUCUCUCUCUCUCUCUCCUCUCUCUCUCUCCCUCUCUAAUCUUGGGCAGGAGCCCAAGGAAAGUGCUCUCUAGGCUACACCCUGCUUCACUUUGCCUUUCUAGACCUGCCCCACCUUCUCCUCCUCCUUUUUCCGCUACUCCUCUUCUUCCCCUUUUUGAAAACAUUCAUUCCUUUUUCAACUCCAAGAAUUCCCCACCCUUCCGAGGCUCUUCUGGGAACUUGGAGCUAUCUAGAGAGAGAGAGCACGGAAUCCAGCCUGUCCUGGGUGGGCGACACGAAGGUGGAGUGGGUGGAUGGGGCAGGGUCCUGGCCAGCGUUGCUUUGGGAAGGGGGCUGGUUGGGGCCGAGGACUGGACAGCUCCUGCCUUCCGUUACUACAUUCCUGGGGCGGAAUAUCCUCCCUUUGCCCAGUAGGGUGGUUGAGGCUCGGUAAUCACCCCGAGAAGCGAGUUGCUGUCGCCCUGAGAGUUUGACGAGCAGUGGAGAGGAGAACGGAAGAGGGGAGAGGGGAAACGGGAAAAGCAAUCACAGCUUGGCUUUCACCAACUGGGUGGUAUCAGACCAGUUAGGGGAGCGGGAGGUGGGGUGGAGAGGAAGGCAUUAAGGACGUGGGCACAGUUACCAACUUUUCAAGCGGCUGGGCUCCUCUGGGAGAAUCUUUUCCUGGCCCCGCGGGGCAGCCUCUUCGCUGAAGCUCAGGAUUUUCGGGAGCUGCUGAAACACCUCCCCUGGUUCCAAGAACUUCAUCUGGUUUUGGGAAAGCUUGAUUUAGCCCAGCGCCUGUCUGCCAAGCAGCCAGCCAGUCAACAAGCCAGCACUGCUUUCCAGACUGUAUUUUUGGAGCAUUGAAGAUUUCCACUCUUUCAGGGUUUUGCUGGGCAUUUCUUGCACAGCUCUAUACUCAUGAGGCUAACCUUGCUGCAAAUACACACUUCUUUGAAGAAGAGCCACCAGAUCUCCUCCUGGAACAUAAAUCGGAUAUAACUCUUAAAAAUGCAAGCCCCCACAAAUCCUACUGCACCUAUAGAUGAUACAGAAAAAUCACCCAACCCAAUAUCCGAAGCCCCUCCUACCUACAAUUCUCAUUAUCAGCCAGGACCUCCUGCACCAGUUGGCUAUCCCAUUGCAGGCUAUCCAGGCCCUGGCCCUAUGGGCUUCCCAGGCCUGAAUCAGCCUGGUGGCUUUCCCAUAUAUCAAAGUGGUGGCCCGCCAGCUGUGUAUCAGCCUGGCAUCAAUGUGAACCCAAUUCAACCUCCCCAGAUACCAUGGAUGCCUGGACCACCUCCACCCCCAAACUGCCCACCUGGUCUGGAAUACCUAUCUCAGUUAGACAAAAUACUGGUUCAUCAGCAGUUUCAAAUUCUGGAUUUGAUAACAGGAUUUGAAAGUAAUAACAGAUAUGAAGUUAAAAACAACAUGGGACAGAUGGUAUACAUGGUACUUGAGGACACUGAUGACAUUACCAGAAAUGCCUAUCAUUCAAUACGUCCCUUUGUCCUUAGGGUCGUUGACUGCAUGGGCCAAGAAAUCAUGAGAAUGCAGAGGCCCCUUCGGUAUACCUGUUGCUGUUUUUGUUGCUCUUCUACCAUGCAAGAGCUUGAGGUUCAGUCUCCGCCUGGCGUGCCUCUUGGCUAUAUCAUGCAACAAGGGGUUUUUUUCGCGACAAACUUCAGGAUUGAGAAUGAGAAGAAGGAGCAUGUGCUGAACAUUGACGGCCCAUGUAAAGCUCAGUGUUGCUCAGAUACAAUUUUUCAGAUUAGAUCAAUGGAUGGAAUCAAUAUUGGAAGUAUUCGUAGACAGUGGCCUGGUGCUGCAGAAGCAGAGAUAGCAGAUAUAGACAACUAUGAGAUCACGUUUCCAUUAGAUCUCAACGUAACACUGAAAGCUAUGGUCUUUGCAGCUACCUUCCUCAUUGAUUUCAUGUUUUUUGAACACUCUCCGAGAGAUGACCGUCAACAUGAUAACUACUAAGAAUAAUAGAAUGUCAGAGUUGGAAAGGGCCCUAGUGGUCAUCUGUGAAAUCCAUUCACGAGCAGAAUCAUCAGAUAGACCAUUUCCUGGAAACGGUUAUCUACCUUCUAUGUGAAGACCUUCAGUGAUGAGGGACUCUGUACCUUUGAGAACAGACCGUUCCAUUUUGGAGCAGCUCUCAUUGUUAGGAAGCGUUUUCCCCCUUAUAUGGGGCUGAAUAUUGAUUAGAUUCUUUGUAAUUUCCACUCCAUACUCCUGCUAUUACUCUCUGACAGAAGGGAAAACAAGUUUAAUAUCUCUUCCAAAUGACCUGAAGAAAUACCUGAAGUUCUUCAAAUAUGUUUUGAAAGCUAUCACAUCCAUCUCACCUCCGUGGACUCCCCCAAAAAGCAUCCUGUAUAUUCUGGCCUCUGUUUCCAUUAAGCACUAUUAUAAUAUCGCUGUCAUUGUCCUGUACAUGUCCAGUCUGAGGAGCACUCUUCUGUCAUCUUGGUAACAUACUCGAUACACUUCUUGUCAAUAGUGCAUUGAGCGAUUAUAUUAAUCUGUGGCUUUCAUGAGGCUUGUUGUUGGAUAACGCUCUUCUUAUGUCUGUAUUCUUUUGUUCUCCUAUAUUCUUUAAAAUAAGAAGCUUAGGGAAAAAAAUAGAGGCUUUGCAUUUCUAAAUGAUAACACUGAAACUAGCCUUCCCCUCUGCCUCCCCGCUACCCCGACAUAAUGUGCUUUUCCUUUGGAGUUUCCUGAAAUUUAAUUCUAUGGCCAACAUAACAUAUAAUUCUAGCAUCCCUUGUAUAUCAUACUACUAUGGAUCUAUGAUUGGCAUACUCUCUCCAUUGGUGAGGGGAUUGUAUUAGAUCACCUCUUCCAGCUCUAGAACUAUAAUCCUAUGACUUUCCCAAAAGUCGAGAUUCCAUCUGAUAUGCUGGGAGCCUUCUAUAUCUCAUAACAUUGAAAUUGUAUAGAUAACAGUACUAUUGCCAUGUAGCAGCCUACUUCCCUUUCUAGGCUUCUCUCUGACGGUAUCAUUGAAUUUGUGGGUAACAUAUUGUAGCCUAUUCAUAUUCAUCAUAUGCCUUGCCAUUACCCUAUGGGUAGUAGUCAAAUUUAAUUCUUCAGAGACUGUAGUAUCCUUUGACUCAAGAUUGGUCAACAUACAUAUGGGUUCUUACUUUAGGAGAAAGUUUGGGGUAAUUAAGAGCAUGGUACAAAUGGUAAAAGGCAAAUCAGCCUAUUGUCUUCCUUUUGUUUAAAUCUGAACCCAAUUCAUUGUCCAUCCACUGGAACUAUCCAAAUUCUAUGCACAAUGAUCAGUUUUAUGGAUUGUCCACCUAGCCUUUUAUCAUUGAUUAGGCAGAAGGCCUUUAUUAGCUACUUUGUUUUUCUUGCAUGGAUAGCUAGGAAAAAAUUCUUUAGUCAAGGAGUUUUGUUACAUAUGGAAACCUCUUUCUUGGUCAAAAGACUUUGGGGUUCCUCUGUUUUCUACAGCCUCCAGCUAGUUGUGUGAAUAUAAAGACAUAGUCUUCUAUAGGACAUAUUUGUGAAAUCUCAGGUGUUCCUUUUUCUAUUUUCAUCAAGGACACUUGUGAUCCUUGUGUAGACCAUUUUUAUAAAGAAUUUGUUGAGAUUAUAAAGUAAAGCACUUGGACUUAUCUGUUCUUUUAACCAUUUAUUUUAUUUUCAUUGUAAAUAGUUUGUUUAAGUUGGUGAGUUGCUUCAGCUGUGUGACAUAACAUCUUAUAUUUCAUUUUUCAUUCUAAUUUAAUACAGAUUUUAUAUUUUGCUUUAA
Molecule: messenger RNA, 4010 nt
Organism: Phascolarctos cinereus (koala)
Lineage: Eukaryota; Metazoa; Chordata; Mammalia; Diprotodontia; Phascolarctidae
Gene: PLSCR4
Product: phospholipid scramblase 4
Biological process (GO): plasma membrane phospholipid scrambling
Cellular component (GO): plasma membrane
Molecular function (GO): phospholipid scramblase activity
Source: RefSeq, a predicted model, not a curated record